Messenger RNA from Prorocentrum cordatum, 4069 nucleotides. NCBI's taxonomy places the organism in Eukaryota, Dinophyceae, Prorocentrales, Prorocentraceae. The record is from the annotation of a GenBank genome assembly.
UUUCUCCCUCCCUCUAUCCUCUUCCCCCCCCCCCCGCUCCCCCUCCCCAUCGUGCGUUGUAGCAGAAUUCGGUUCCCGAGGGAGAAUGUUGUUGCGCAAGUGCUGGCUAAUUGUCGCAACGCUCCGGUUGCCCUGACACGGCGCGCGAUGUGCCUGUUAUGUGAUAUCUCGGGUUGUCUCGUUCUCGAUGGAGUGUGGGGUACCCGCUCGCGCGAAUCCUGUCGGGACCACAGCUGCCCUUCACUCACUCCUAUCCGCAUUUGCGGGGGUCAUGGUCCUGCGCCCAGGCCGCGCCGCUGCAGAUUUUUCCGUACCAAUUUGGGCUCUAGUCCAUAUUUGCGCCAGGUUUGAACCCCGAGUUUGCAAUCCAGCGGGCGCUCAAUGAUGUCUCUCGGGCCCGUGGCGCAGUGAAAAUCAGUCUGAUCCCAUCGGCCUGGUCGACACACUUUCCAUAUAGUCCGGUCUUGUUCCUGAUCAUCUGCAGCAUCAGCAUCAGGUGAGAGUGCAAGUUUCCAGUGAGUCUCAGAUUCGAGUGGUUGCCGGCUUUCGCAACGGACCGCUCGCAUGCCGCCGUCGCAGGCGCGCCAUUCCUUUACAUAUCAGAGUCGUGACCGUAGUUGUCAAAGAAAAUGGAUAUUCCAGCUGGCUUUCCCAGCAUGACUGGAACCGAGGCUGCCAAGUGCAUCAUCAUGUCGUCUUACGCUUUAUGUUUGCAGUGUGGCCUCAGUGGUCGGAGGUACAACGGACUUCUAGAUCGAGGUUGUACCCUCGCGUGUCAGGCGCUCCUGACGGCGACCGCUGAACAGCUUCGCCGCCGCCGGGCAGAGACACGAUUUACAUCCACGCUGAACGUCAUGUACAGCUCAGUUCUAGGGUGGCUUUUUCCAGACAGCGUCAAAUGGCGGCGGUUCAAUCGGGAGCUGGAACAGUUAUUUGCGGCGCUGUCUGUUUGCCGAUCUUUGCUGUGGACUCGCACGCAUUCCCGAUGUUCUUCCGCUCGCCUCACUUUGUCAGUUCUCCCGCGGCCAUGUGGUGAGGUACUGCACUCAUACAGGGACAUGGUCAAACACAAGGGCGUGGCUGCGGCUGAGACGGCCUUGUCCCGCCUGAUCGCCCUCCAGCGACAGGCCGUGUUCCAUGACGUGGCUGCUGUUGGUCAGGAGGCUUGCGUAUACCAUUGGGCAUCUGCGGGCUUUCGCUAUAUCGGCGUGGCUCGCCAGGUCCGCGUGAGCCAGCCGUCCAGGUGCGGUGUGACUCUGCGGUGGCUCGAGCACCUCACGUUCACCCGCCGGAAGCGCAUCGCCGAGUCGCGCAGGCUCAGGUACAAGUUGGCCCGCAGGGAGCCUUUCGAAAGGUCGUUCUUCAUGGUGGUGCAAUCGUGCGACGUGCCCAGCGCUUUCAACCGGGAGCGCGAAGCCAUUCGGCAGUGCCGCCCAAAUGGGAACGGAGGUCACGGCAACGGGCGACGGCGUCUCCCGGCGCAGGAGCACGGGGCCAGACGGCGGCCUCCGAGGAGCAAGCGGUCGAAGGCAUUUCCGCCACGCACGCGUCUCUUGGAGGGAGCGUUUGCCAUCCUUUCGCAGUGCUCGGAUGACAUCCGCGACACAGCCUGCGAGGGCGACGUGUCCAACGAGGCGCUGGGCGAAUGGAGGCUCAUUGCCGGGUCGCCCGCCGCAUCGCCGACGGUUCGGGCAUGCAUGGCCCGAUUGAUAUAUUUCAGCUUUGCUUCAGCAUGCUGGUGGUCUUGUGGUUUGGAACUCGCCGCGCCGUCCCACAGUGGCGUCUGUUGGAGAAGCGCUGGCAAGAUGCCGAUGUAGCCCUGCGCCUCUUCGCCCUGACGGAGUCCAUCAAAAGACCCCUGCUGCGCGCCAAGGCUCGCAAGUGCAUCGGGGCCCGGCUUCGCGCACUUGGGCUUCCCGGGCUGACCCCAUAUCGUAUGCGCGUGCCUGCCCAACUUGUCUGCCAGGUGCGCCGAACAAUCAAGGCUAUCAUCCAAUCCACGCGGUCUCUAUCCACGACCCGCCGCUGGUGGUGGCUCCGGCAGACAGCGAUAGUCAAGGAACCAGUCCGGAAGUGGAGUUCGCUGAUCAACGCCCCGGCAGCCAGCCGGGAGGCGGACGUUGAGGGCGCCCUGUCGUGGAGCGAUGAGACGUGGUCCCGGCGGAUGCAAGCCAGGAGGUGCAAGCUAGUGGCAGUGAAUUGGGAAGUGACCUUCUGGGAGGAACCCGAGUCUUACGGUGGCCGGACUGCGAACAUCGUCAGCCAGUGGGUGCGCCAGAACCAUUUCUCUGUGCCGCGGCUCCUAGCAACGCAGGGCCGCUGGUUCUUGGAUUUCUUCCACUGCCGUGGCACAGCUUCGCUGGAGCAGAAGCGGGACAGCGAUCGACGUGCUUAUCGUAAGUACACCCAGCCCAUGCGUUCUAUUCCAGAUGGCCAUGUCGUCACGAGGGAUGACAAGCAGAAGCGCUGGUGUUGGCAUAUGCCAGAGCCGCACUACAUUGCCACGCUCAUAGUCUACAUCGUCACCUCGCCGCACUGGCACUUGACGAGCCGCCAGCCCGCGGAGGUGUCCCUGCUGAUCGCCGGCAUCCUGAAGGCCUUCGUCCCUGCCCGGCUGCAUGCGCGGUUUCGUCUACACGACGAAGUGCAGUGGUUGCCUUACCUGUACACAACACUGAAGUCAAAAUGCUACGGGAGCGUAGGUGAAGGCAGAUUCUGCGAGAAAGAGGGGCAUUCGUGCGCGCGGAAGAUAGUGAGCUAUGUGAAAUGGCCUGCCCGGCAGUCGUGGCGAGGGGUGUCCAGGGCGCUGUCUCACAUUCUCAAGCGCCACGGUGGUUCUUGGGAGUCAUGGUCCCUCACGGCGUCUGCGGCCGAGGUGCGCGCUGCUCGCGCGGGCUUGGCAGCGCGGCCACGCGGGGAGGCUUGCAGAUGCCAGCGGUGCCGGGCUAGCAAACCCGAGUUCGUCGGCGUCGUCGCCGAUGCAGGCCAAUUCUUCGAAGUCGUCCAGGCCCGCGAGGCAGUGCGCUGCGUCGCUCGACUGCUCCGGCGGGUGGAGGCGCAGACGGGGCUUACUUCCGUAACGAUUGGCCAGCACAAAGGUGAGAGCACUUACCUCGGGGGCUCUCCGUACUCAUGCACGGGAAAGCAAUGGUGGCUGACUUUCGAGGAGCUGAUCUUGAUCUUUUCCGCCGCCAUGGAGAUGAAAUGGUGCAGUGUUGGCGCCCGCGUGGCGGAGAUGACCGGCACGCCAAUCGGAGGCCUCUGUUCCAAAAUUGCGGCUUCGGCUGUGCUGGGCGAGGCCGAGCGGGCGUGGCAGGAGGACCCUGCCCGCCGACAGCGUGCACAUUUCCACGUUCCCGGCCUUGCAUGGGAGCAGGCGGCCGCGCGCAGGAGGUACGUCGACGACCUCCUGACUGUGUCGAACCACUACUGCGAGAUGUGUUUGCGAGAAGCCAUCGCUAGCAUAUACCCUAUCGAAUUCGACGUUGCUGAAUCGGGGCCCACUGUCACAUGGCUUGACAUGAGGCUGGACGUGGCUAGCGGCGAGUUGACUUGGAACUACCGCCGGCCAAUUCUUCCGCCGCCUUUCGCCGCGUCGGGAGACUGGUUCCGAGGGUGCGUGCUUGGCCGGACUAAGCGAUGUCAAGAGAUCGGCCUCUCCAUGGAGGCGACCUGCAGCGCCAUCGCGUUGCUCCUGAGUGACCUCCGGUGCUGCGGGCUGAAACAUCGAGAGUUUCGCCACCUGUACUACAGCACAGCAGGCUGCUUCCAGCACUUCCACUUGCGAGCCUUCCGAGCGGGGCUGCGGGCAUGCGGAUUCUGAGGUCGAAGGGCGGGUUCUGAGGUGUUCUUUUCUCCCUCCCUCUAUCCUUUUCCCCCCCUCCCCCCCGCUCCCCCUCCCCAUCGUGCGUUGUGGCAGAAUUCGGUUCCCGAGGCAGAAUGUUGUUGCGCAAGUGCUGGCUAAUUGUCGCAACGCUCCGGUUGCCCUGACACGGCGCGCGAUGUGCCUGUUAUGUGAUAUCUCGGGUUGUCUCGUUCUCGAUGGAGUGUGGGGUACCCGCUCGCGCGA